Molecule: messenger RNA, 2174 nt
Organism: Amblyraja radiata (thorny skate)
Lineage: Eukaryota; Metazoa; Chordata; Chondrichthyes; Rajiformes; Rajidae
Gene: sts
Product: steroid sulfatase (microsomal), isozyme S
Exons: 10
Coding region: 90-1865 (591 amino acids)
Molecular function (GO): arylsulfatase activity
Source: RefSeq, a predicted model, not a curated record
GUGUGGGCAGGCCCAGGCCCAGGCCCAGUAUAAAGGUGUACCUCCCCGCCCAAGGUGUGCACAUCCAGGCUGCAGCUGGUUACAGCAACAUGAAUAUCUUGGCAGUGUUUCUUCUCCUCCAUUUGGCACAACCAAUUCUCGGCCAAGGUCCAGAUCAGCGGCCCAACUAUGUAAUUUUCAUGGCCGAUGAUCUCGGUAUUGGAGACCUAGGAUGUUACGGAAACACCACUCUCAGGACCCCUCAUAUUGACAGCCUGGCACAUGAUGGAGUGUUGUUGACCCAACACAUUGCUGCUGCGUCACUCUGUACCCCGAGCAGAGCUGCCUUUCUGACGGGCAGAUAUCCAGUCAGGUCAGGGAUGGCCUCCUUCAGCAGAAUCGGUGUCUUUCUCUUUACUGCUGGGUCAGGAGGACUCCCCACCAACGAGACCACCUUUGCCAAACUGUUGAAGGAACAGGGCUAUUCCACUGCCUUGAUAGGGAAGUGGCACCUUGGUUUGAAUUGUGAGGCCAGCGGCGACCACUGCCACCAUCCAGCCAACCACGGCUUUGACUACUUCUACGGCCUGCCACUGACCAACAUGCGCAACUGCAAGCCCAACAGCGGUGACAUCUUUAUGGCGGGGUCUCGGAGUGCCAUCCGCGUGGCGGUACCGCUCAUCACCCUGGCGCUCUUCACCUUGCUGCUACUGGACUACCUGGCUCUCCUGACCGUCCCCUGGAGAGUUCUCGGCUUCGUCUUGCUGGCCGCCGCUCUGCUGAUCGGCGCGGUCGUGCUCUUCCUGUCCCAGUUUCGCCAACUCAACUGCAUCCUGAUGCAGAAUGACAAGAUCAUUCAGCAGCCCUUUACGUUUGACAGCCUGACGCAGAGACUGACCAACCAGGCCACGAGCUUCAUGGAACGGAAUUUGGGCCGUCCGUUCCUGCUGUUCACAUCCUACUUACACGUCCACACGGCACUAUAUGCUUCUCAGGAGUUUUUGGGGAAAAGCAAACACGGUUUGUACGGUGACAGUGUGGAGGAGAUGGACUGGAGUGUAGGAGAAAUCCUGGCUUCAUUGGAAAGGCUGAAUCUGAGUCAGCGGACUCUGGUCUACUUCACUUCAGACCAAGGUGCCCACGUUGAAGAGAUUUCUGACGAGGGGGAGAUGCACGGAGGAUGGAACGGCAUCUACAGGGGAGGAAAAGGCACAAACUGGGAAGGUGGUAUCCGGGUUCCAGGUCUCCUCCGAUGGCCUGGAGUUCUGGCAGCGGGCAAGGAAAUCCACGGGCCGACCAGUAACAUGGACCUCUUCCCAACGAUCGCCAAGCUGGCCGGAGCCACAAUGCCAAGCGACCGGAUAAUCGACGGUCGGGACUUGAUGCCUUUGCUCCGAGAUGAAGCACUGUGGUCGGAACACGAGUUUCUCUUCCAUUAUUGUAACGGAUACUUAAGUGCUGUUCGCUGGCAUCCGAGGAAUAGCUCCGCAGUUUGGAAGGUCCACUUCUUCACCCCCAACUUCUACCCAGAAGGGUCGCAGGGUUGCUUUGACAAGCAUGUUUGUCUCUGCUACGGACGCUAUGUCAGCCACCACAGCCCACCCCUCCUGUACGACCUGCUGGGAGACCCCGGGGAGACCCGACCGCUGACCCCCGCCUCUGAACCCCGCCACCAGCGCAUCUUGGAGGUGAUCUCCUCCGCGGUGGAGGACCACCGGAGGACCCUGGGGCCAGUCCCCGAUCAGCUGUCCGUGGGUAACCUGGUGUGGAAACCCUGGCUCCAGCCCUGCUGUGGUAGCUCCUGGCAGCUCUGCCACUGUGACCACCAGGAAGGGGGCAAGAGUACCCCGCAGGACGGGUAUUCCCCAUCCCAAACCCCAGCUUGACUGCAAUCCAGAUCCACCUUGCUCCGUGAUCCAUGCCACGGUUUGCGUGCUUCCCACGGGUGUUGAGCCUCGGCCUGCUGUGUCCACCCUCGCUUCCUCCGCCACCUCUUCCAUUCCCUCCUCUCUUUCCACCACUUUCCAUUCCCCCUCUCUCCUUCCUCCUUCUCUGACCCCCUCGCUUUCUUCCCCCUCUUCCUCCACACCUCCUUUCAUUGACCAUCCGACUCCCCUUCCUCCAUCCCUCUCUUCAUCUCUCUCUACAUGCAUCUCUCUCCGUCCUUCCCCUUUCUCCCCGUCCUUCCUCUCCCU